AUGUUCAGACCAGUGGAAUAUUCUGAGAGUGCUAUCAUAUCAAGUUCAGAUUCCGAGGUUGAGCCAUUAGAUAACAAUAGGCCGAAGCAUCAUCAAAAGCACGUCCGCUUGAAGAUAGACAGAUCAUCAGACGAUGAAGAUGAUAACCAUGAUGGAUUGCCAAAGUUUCAAAAGCGUCCAUUGAGUGAUACCCCUGUGACAUCUCAGUGGAACUCUCCAAGCGACUCCCAAGACAGUUCCGCUGAGACCACUCCCACUGUGUCCCCUGAGGGAAGCUCUACAAACCUGAAAUUGCUUACCACACCCCGCAAUGAUGCUGAUGGCGCCCUUUCGCCCAGCAGUGGUCAAUUCAUGCACCCAAAAGUUCGUCCCACGACAAUCGACGUACCAGGAUUGACUAAAUCUAAGACAUCUCCAGACGGUACUAUCUCCAAGGAUGAUCCUGGAUCCAAGUUAGUAAUUGUUAUGGUGGGUUUGCCUGCAACGGGAAAGUCUUUCAUUACCAACAAGCUGUCGCGGUUUCUAAACUAUUCCAUGUACUAUUGUAAGGUGUUCAAUGUGGGUAACACGCGGCGUCAGUUUGCGAAAGAUCAUGGACUUCAAGACCAGGACUCAAAAUUCUUUGAUCCUAAUAACCCCGAGUGUAAAAGGUUGAGGGAACAAUGGGCGAUGGAUACACUUGAUCAAUUAUUAGAUUAUCUUUUAGACGGACCUGGUUCAGUGGGAAUUUUUGAUGCGACAAAUUCCACUAGAUUGCGUCGUAAAAAGGUGCUUGAAAAGAUUCACGCUCGUAACACACAAAUCAAAGUUCUUUACUUAGAAAGCAUAUGUUCCAACAGGGCUACUGUGGAGAAGAACAUUAAACUUAAAUUAUUUGGGCCUGACUACAAAGGCAAAGACCCUGAAAAAUCCCUUCAAGAUUUCAAAGAGCGUUUAUCAAAUUACAUGAAAGCAUAUGAACCAGUGGAAGAUGAUGAGAAUUUGCAAUACAUCAAGAUGAUUGAUGUGGGGAAAAAAGUCAUUUCCUACAACAUUCAAGGGUUUUUGGCGUCCCAAACUGUCUACUAUCUACUUAAUUUCAACCUGGCGGACCGCCAGAUUUGGAUUACUAGAAAUGGUGAAAGUGAAUUUAACGUCCAAGGUAAAAUUGGAGGUGAUUCGGACUUGACCCCGCGUGGUUUAAGAUAUGCACGUGCUCUUGCUAAGUUCAUUGAUGAACAGAGAGUUUUAUUUACAGAAAAAGAAAUGAGAAACUAUGCUGAAUCAGACUCUAAUGACAAGGAUAGCUUUAAUGCUACUGAAUUUUUCGUUUGGACAUCAAUGCUGAAAAGGUCAGUAGAAACGGGUCAAUUUUUCAAUGAAGAUGACUAUCCUAACAAACAAAUGCGAAUGCUUGACGAAUUAAGCGCCGGGGAUUGCGAGGGAUUAACUUAUGCUGAAAUUCAAGCUAGAUAUCCUGAAGAAUUUGAAGAAAGGUUGCAUGAUAAACUGAGAUAUAGAUAUCCAGGUAUUGGAGGUGAAUCCUACAUGGACGUCAUUAACCGGCUAAGACCUGUUAUUACUGAAAUUGAGCGAAUCGAGGAAAAUGUUCUGAUCAUCACUCACCGUGUGGUUGCAAGAGUGUUACUUGGAUAUUUCUUGAAUCUGAGUAGGGAUAUCAUUGCAAAUUUGGAUGUUCCACUUCAUUGCGUAUAUUGUUUAGAGCCUAGGCCCUAUGGCGUUACGUGGUCCCUCUACGAGUAUGAUGAGGAGAAAGAUCACUUCUUCAAGGUCCCACAAAGUGAAAUGAACACUAUGAAGGUGAAAGAAGUUGGACUUGUUCAUGCAGAAAGAAGAUACUCCAUCAUUCCAACAGCGCCACAUGUUCCAACCAGUACUAAAGGUGAUUUUCUGGCGAAUAAUGCAAGCUCUUCGAGCUUGGCAAAAUUGGCUCCUUCUGCUUUCACAGUAGGGGGUGGAACAUCGAUCAGCAGACCAACAGCAAGAUCCCAGCUGGCUCAACCACGUUCUAGUAUUUUGUCUCGACAAGCACCAGGGAAAUCCCUUCCUGAGGAGAAAAGCCGGUCAAAUUCCAGUCCUCCUCAUACUUCUUCAUCCAGUUAUCAGAUUCAAAUAGACAAGUUGAAUGAAAAGCUGGCAAAGUUAAAGACUUCAACAUUGAAAGACGAUACUGUUGCAAAUUCACAGAUGUCAAGAAGCCGCAGUCAGACGUAA
Lachancea fermentati is the source of this 2214-nucleotide messenger RNA. The record is from the annotation of a GenBank genome assembly. NCBI's taxonomy places the organism in Eukaryota, Fungi, Ascomycota, Saccharomycetes, Saccharomycetales, Saccharomycetaceae.